This is a messenger RNA of Microplitis mediator, 1690 nucleotides long. It is a transcript of the gene ifc, whose product is annotated as sphingolipid delta(4)-desaturase DES1. The transcript is spliced from 5 exons. NCBI's taxonomy places the organism in Eukaryota, Metazoa, Arthropoda, Insecta, Hymenoptera, Braconidae. Gene Ontology annotation, cellular component: membrane. Gene Ontology annotation, biological process: ceramide biosynthetic process. The record is from RefSeq and is a predicted model, not a curated record. The coding region runs from base 229 to 1194 and encodes 321 amino acids. Gene Ontology annotation, molecular function: sphingolipid delta-4 desaturase activity.
ACAGUACGUGCUCAAGAUCAUGAACAUAAGACAUGACCGCGUAUCAUUUUAUCUUAACUUUUUUUUUUAGUCUGUAAUGUAACCAAGUGCCGGCAUAUUUACUUUUGAAUAUUUAAAUAUUUUUUUAAUUAGAUUACCGCUAGAAUAUAAUUUAAUUUUCAUUUUUAAAUUAAUUAUCAACUGAUUAGUCAUCAAGAUCAACUUGACAAUUGAUUACAAUAAUAAAUAAUGGGCCAGGCAGUUACAAGAACUGAUUUUGAAUGGGUUUACACUGAGGAACCUCAUGCAAGUCGUCGUAAAUUAAUACUAGAAAAGUAUCCCCAGAUAAAAAAUUUAUUUGGAUACGAUCCGAAUUUCAAAUGGGUUGUGACAUUUAUGGUGAUGAUUCAGUUUGCAUCCAUGUUUAUUGUCAAAGAUUUGAAUUACCCGAUGCUAUUUCUGCUGGCUUAUUGUUUCGGUGGAGUUAUCAAUCAUUCUCUUAUGCUAGCUAUCCACGAAAUAGCUCAUAAUCUUGCCUUCGGACAUUCAAGGCCCAUGGCCAAUAGAUUGUUUGGAUUUUUUGCUAAUUUGCCAAUAGGAUUGCCGAUAUCUAUAAGUUUUAAAAAGUACCAUUUGGAACACCAUCGUUACCAAGGUGACGAGUAUCUUGACACAGACUUGCCAACUCUGCUGGAAGCUAAACUAUUUUGUACGACGUUCGGCAAAUUUUGCUGGGUUUUAUUACAGCCAUUUUUCUAUUCAUUCAGACCAUUGAUAACUUAUCCAAAGCCUCCAACAUAUUGGGAGUAUGUUAAUUUAGUUAUACAAUUAAUUUUUGAUGCUAUAGUUUGGUAUUUCUUGGGUGGAAAAGUAUUAGUAUAUUUAAUACUGGGCGGAGUGAUGGCAAUGGGACUACAUCCGGUUGCCGGUCACUUCAUUUCAGAACAUUACAUGUACAAAAAAGGAUACGAAACAUACAGUUACUACGGCCCGCUAAAUCUCAUAACAUUCAACGUCGGGUAUCACAAUGAGCACCACGACUUUCCCGCCGUUCCCGGGUCCCGGUUGCCGGAAGUCAAAAGAAUUGCCGCGGAGUUCUACGAUGAGUUGCCGCACCACAACUCCUGGUCCGCUGUGAUCUAUGACUUCAUAAUGGACCCGGACAUCGGACCCUACGCGCGAAUAAAACGCAAGCACAGAGGCUUGAAAUCAUGAAUAACCAAUUAAUAACUGAUAGAUGAAUUUUAUAAUAUAUACAUAUUUAUUAUAUAUAUUUUUACGAGGUAAUUUUACAAGUUAUUGAUACAAUUAUUGCGAUGACACUGAUAAAAUUAAGUAUUUUAAAUUGUCAUAGAGUUUUAAACGGACAGACUCAAAGUAACAGAACUCCUAGACGUCUAUUCCAAUUUAUACAAUUAAAUUUAUUAAUAUUUACAAUACCGUUUUAUAUAUUUAUCUUUUGAGUGGCUGUAAGCACAAUGGGUUCUUUACAAACUUAAAUUAUUAUCAUCGUCUCCUGAUUAAAGCUGGUAAUUAAAACGUUCCAUGUCUUCGUCAAUACAUUUCAAUUUUCUAGUCCGUUGAUUUAUCUUGCGUUAAAUUCCACACUUUGCCAUAAAAGUUAACAACUUUUCUCUGUAUUAAAAAUCAUAAACAAACUUAAGUAUUAUUACGUAAUAAAAUAAUCAAACCAACAAUAAAUUAAAAUUCA